CGUAGCCAAAAUGGUGUACACAACGCCGAAUGUGCCGGGGAGACACCUUUAGAAUUGACGGCAGAUUAUAAACAAUAACAAAGUUGAUCUUCCACCAGAUUUGAACGGUUAGGCUGAUAAUUUAUGUAUUUCAAAUACCCUUGUCUUACAUACGGUUAAAUAUUUACGAUGGUGUCAACACGAGGGCCAAAAUUCAAAUUUUCCGACGGAGAGAAAGUGUUGUGUUACGAGCCAGAUCCCACGAAAGCGAAAGUGCUGUAUGACUCGAAGGUGCUUGAUGUCAUUGUAAAUAAAGAUCAAAGAGGUAGAAAAGCAGUGGAAUACCUUAUACACUUCCAAGGUUGGAAUUCGUCUUGGGACCGUUGCGUAACGGAGGAAUAUGUGCUCAAAGAUACAGAAGAGAAUCGUCAACUUCAACGAGAUCUAGCACAAAAAGCGCAGCUUCAGUUGGGUGCUUAUUUAUAUCGCCGCGAACGCAAGAAGAGAAGCCAUAAGAUGUCAGAGCGGUUAACCGAAACAGAGCAUCAAGAACCUCGUCAUAGAGCGAGAAGCGGUGGCAGCCGAGCUACAUCGGCUACAACCGGAUCUUCCGAGGAUGGCAGUUCAGGCCAACACGCUGAUUAUGAUACAGAAGAAGUAAACACAGAAGAAGAUACAGAGAGUAGUUCUGAUUACAUGGGCGAGACGAGUGAUGAUGAAGACAGCGGUGGUGGCAGCCAAUCGGGAGCCAGUAUGAAACCAGGCGUUGAUCUUGACAUAGGUAGCACAUUGAAACGGAUUCUAGAGCAGGAUUAUGACCUAAUAAGUAAUAAAAAUAAGCUUGUCGUACUUCCGGCGCAACCUACUGUGAUAAAUAUUCUGGAAUCCUGGGUACAGCAUUUCACUACGACGCAGUUGACGAAUAUCCAAGAGAAACCUCAACGGAAUAAAACGAAUAAUACUGUAGAAAAAACAGUGAACGAAGUAAAUAUAUGCAGAGAAGUCGCGGACGGCUUACGCAUAUAUUUCGAUUUCACUUUACCUCAUCUCCUGUUGUACAGACAAGAAAGGGAGCAACAUUCUUCCCUAAAAGCUUCCUUGCUAAACAACGAACAAGCGACCAUUAUACCAAAGGAGGAAUUAAUUGAAAAUUUAGAAAUAUCCACGAAAGAAGAAUUUGAGGAUACGGAAUAUGCUCAUUUACCACCAUUUCAAGAACAUGAUUUGGAGAUGGACAAUGCGUCUAAACCGUCAGGCAAUUCUAAACGAAGAUUGCGAUCGUGUCGUGUAAGCUCAGUUGAUGAGAAUCGACAAUUAAGAUCUUACGACGAAGGAAAGCAGGACGGUGGCAAUUUAUCAAGUAGCAUAGCAAGUACAAGUUCCCGUUGUUCUAGCCCGCGAGGUGUAACGUUAAGAAUGCCGCCUGUUACAUCCGCUCAAGUAAACUGUUUACUUCAACAGUCAAAUAAGUGGAGGUUAAUGCCUCAAGUUCCAAAACAAAGCGAAAUUCCAAAUCCCUCUACUUACUACGGUGCCAUUCACUUAACUAGAUUAUUCGUUAAGUUACCCGAGUUAUUACAAUCCGCAGAUAUAUCAAGCAAAAAAUUAAAAGUACUUUUAAGAUAUUUAGACAUGUUUCUAAGUUAUCUGGAGAUGCAUAGGGAAUGGUUUGGAGAACAAUUUUAUAUGCAAAUGGAAAAUCGAACGACAUCGCAAACUAGCAAUGUUUAACAAUACUUUACGUUUAUUACAUAUAACUAUAUAUAUAAUAUAUAUAAUUGUAUAUGUAUGUACAUAUAUGUAUAUUUUGUACAUAUAUGUAUAUAUAUGUAAAUACAUAUAUAUAAUAUAUGUAUAUGUACAAGGUAUCCCAUAAAGACUGUAACAAUGCUUAUGGGUAAAUUCUUGAAACCAUUUUAAGACAAAAAUCUUAAUAUCAAAAUUAAUUUGAAACUUAAGGUAAAUAAGAACAAAAUGCUGAUUUUAUAGCGAAUAAUAAAUAAUAAAAAAUGUAAUAUAAACAUAAAAAACGAAUUACCAACAUUUCAGUCUUAAGGUUUAGAUCCUCUUCAGUGUAAUAUUUCGAAUUGUCAGCUAAUUCCAUGUUUUAUUUUAUUCAAAAAACAGCAGUCAGUUACGUGAUAUACCAUAAGUUCUACUUUUUUUAACAACUUCACCGCCGACCAACGAUUUAAGAACUUGACUACACUUCUAUUUUAUUUGUGCAUUGUUGACGAUUAGUUUUAAGAUCAUUGUGAAAUAUUCCACUGAAGGUCUAAACCUUAAGACUGAAACGGUUGUAAUUCGUUUUUGUUUAUAUUAAAUUUAUUAUUGGUCGCGUUCAGCAGACCAAGCCGCUCAGUAGCAGUCAAACGUGAUUGGCUCUUACUUUUAGAACGAACAAAUCAAAACAGUGUGUUGAUAAGACGAAGUCAACAGUUGUGCAACAGUUGUGUCUUUUGCUUUUAUUUACCCUAAGUUUCAAAUUAAUUGUGUAUCUAGAGAGCGUUUUUCUUGUCUUUAAUAUCAAAAUAUUGAGACUAAUAGUUAAUAGUAAUAAUAGUUUUUGAAUUAAAAACAUUUAAAGUCAGCGAAUUAGGCUGUGCUAAAAGCGAAAACUAACUCUCUCCUCUUGUAAAAAUCAAUAUCGAGAUGACACACGCAAAGAUAGUGAAGUUGUCUUUACCGAUAUUUAUGUAAAUUUACGGGACACCUUGUGUAAAACAAAACUAUAUACAUCGCUUCCCCUAAUCUAAAACGUGAUACACAUCUACAUUAUACUUAUCUAUUUUUUAUAUGACUAAGUACAUAUAAUUUGUACUCACACAUUAGUACAAAUCUUUUUUGUCAUGAUGUGAUAUUUUUCUAUCAUAUGUUUUUUACAUAAAAUUACGUUGCGUGUUAUUUAUGGCGCAAAACUCACGAUAGAUUGUAGAUAAAUAAAGACCCGAAAGUUAAAUGUGAAA
This is a messenger RNA of Temnothorax curvispinosus, 2945 nucleotides long. It is a transcript of the gene msl-3, whose product is annotated as male-specific lethal 3 homolog. Gene Ontology annotation, cellular component: NuA4 histone acetyltransferase complex; nucleus; MSL complex. The record is from RefSeq and is a predicted model, not a curated record. NCBI's taxonomy places the organism in Eukaryota, Metazoa, Arthropoda, Insecta, Hymenoptera, Formicidae. Gene Ontology annotation, biological process: regulation of DNA-templated transcription; chromatin organization. The coding region runs from base 169 to 1710 and encodes 513 amino acids. The transcript is spliced from 11 exons.